UGGGAGUGUUUAUUUCGUAGCACAAGGAGCAGUUGCAUUUCUUUUUAGAGGACGAAGGACGACUAAAUGCAAUAGAAAAAAAGACGCAAAGGUUUAAAUCCCUUGAAAAUAAAGGGGCGACCAAGAUGGCGAUUAACUUGGGUGUUAAGGCUCUGCUCGGCUGGGUCAACACCAUAAAACUUUCCGACCAGGAACUAACAAUUGGUGAUUUACAAGAUGGGACAAUCUUGCUAAAAGUUGUUCAAACGCUGAAAAAGGAAUCAAAGUUCUGUUUCAGUAAUUCUGUUGAGGACCGAUUCAAGAUAAUUGCAGAUUUUUUGGAAAGGGAUUGCAGAUAUAGUGCAGCCAAAGGAACUACAUUAUCUUGGGACAACAUUAGAGAUGGCGUCAACCUCACAGUUGAAAUUGCAAAGGUGCUUUUGUUGCUUGUCUACCAUGACAUAAUGAACGACCGCUGCACUCUGACGAACAUGUUGGAAUGUGAGGUGGAGCAAGAGAUAGCACACCUAACUGGUUCCUUUGUGAUGGAGAGCGAUGGCUGCGUUUAUCUGAGUGAUGGACUUGAUGCCUAUCUGACAAGGAAACGUUUGCCUGUACGCUGUGAAAUCUUUCGAUCAGCGACCACCUCGACAUCAAAUGCGUCGACUAUGUCCUCGUUCUCAGACGACGAGUCCCCUGUCUUCCAUCGCAAAAAGAAAAUCACAUUUGUGGACAUGCAAACUGUGGCUUCCUCCUCAGUCAGCAAAUCUCCUCUGCAAGAUAUAAUGAACACACCCAAAUUUCAGCUGAGGAAAAUGCAAAGACAGAUGAUCAAGGAGAGAGACUACAGAGAUGGGUUGGAAAGGGAGCUGGCCAGCAAGCUAGCACUCAUUGCAGAGAGAGAGUCUCAUAUUAAUCAGCUGCAGUACCGCCUGGAUAAGAUGAAAGAAGAGCAGGGUGAUCAGGAACAGGUCAUCACACAGCAAAUCAAUGAGUUUGAAACCAAGAACAACAUGUUACAAAUGCGUCUUAAUGAGAUGUUAAAGGAGAAUAAAGACCUUAAGUGUAACUCCUCACUUAUGGAGCGCAAAGUGGACGAGCUGUCAGACGAGAAUGGCCUACUCUUGUCCCAGGUGAGAACAGUGUCGUCACAACUGGCCAUCUUUGAGUCAGAAGUUGGCAGGCUGACAGAAACCCAAGUAUCUGCUCAGGAGGAGUGGGGAAGGAAAACAGGCCACCUACAAUCUGAACUUAACCAAGCUACUUCUCAAAAGGAGCUAUUGACUGAACAAAUUCAGAUCCUCCAGGGAAAGAUUUCCUGUUUGGAGGAUGAAAUAAGCAGGGCCACCAAGGAAGAAGUAGGGGAGAAUAUGGGUCCAGUAAUGGAGAGAGAAAUGUUGGACAGUUUGAAGAAUGAGCUGGAGAGCACAUCUUGCGCCCUGAAAAAGGCUGAGAUGGACAUUCAGACCAAAACACAACAACUGGCAGAAUAUCAACAAGAAAUUAUGCAACAGAAAGAGCUUCUGAAGCAACAGGAGUCCCAAACUGAAGAAAUUCUUCAAGCCAAGGAUGACCUUUUAGACAAACUGCAAAAGGAGAUCACUGAGCAGAGAACAGUCCUUCUUCAACUUGAGCAAGCUGAGCAGCAGAAAAAUGAGCAAAUGACCAGACUCCAACAGCAUAUUGCUGCUUGUGAGGAAGAAAUCGAAAAACUAAAGGAAAUUAAGGAAGAGAAAGAGUACCUUCUUCGGCAGACUGAAGAAAAUUUGAAAGACCUCGAGACUAAAAUAUCUGCUGCCAGUUCCCUCUUGGCUGAUAAAGACCAACAAAUUAAAAGUCUUAAAGAAGAAGUCGACAUUCUUACAGGUGAAACCAGAAACAGCAAAAAUGAAAUCCAUGCCAAAGAGGAAAUGCUUGCCAAAUUACUUCUGGAGAAGUCUAAUGAGCAAGACAUUUUUCAGAAUAAAAUCCAGACCUUAACUGUCCAAGUGGAAGACCUUAGCUCAUCUCUCAAACAGGCUGAGCAGGAAAUUCAACUUAAGCAAGACCAACUGACCAAAACCCAACAGGAAAAUGUUCAACAAAGGGAGGCACUCCAACAACAGAUUGUGACCUGUCGAGAGGAAAUUCAGAAGUUAAAAGAAGAGAUAGAGGUAAAAAAUGAGCAGCUUGUUUUUCUAAACAAUGACAACUCUCGGCGGUCUGAAUUGAUGGAGCAAGAGAUAACAGGUCUGAAAGGCCAACUUGAAACUCUGAAUCACUCUCUCAGAAAGGCUGAGGACCAAGUUAAGGCUCAGGAGGUUAUGCUUACAAAACAGGAGCAGCAAAGUGCUCAUCAGACCGAGAUCCUGCAACAACAACUGUCUGCAUCUGAGGAGAGGGUAAGGAGCAUGAAGGAGCAGAUCCAGACUAAAGAGGAUCAGAUGGACGUGUUGAUAAAUCAGAGUUCAGAGCAGUCAGAACUACUACAUCAAGAGCUACAAGAUUUGAAGAAAAAGGUUGAGUCUCUCAGUUCCUCGCUGAAUAAUGCAGAGGAGAAGCUACAAUCCAAGGAAAAUCUGUUUGCUGAACUGCAACUACAGAGCACUCAGGAUAUGGAGGGUCUCCAGACGCAGAUGUUGGCAUCUCAAGAUGAGGUGAAGAGGCUCCAUGCAGAGAUUCAUGCUAAGGAGGAGCAAUUAAUUCUGCUCAAGACUGAGGCCUCUACACACUCUGAAUUGCUACAGCAAGAGAUUGAAAGUCUUAAUAAACAAAUUAAUACUAUGAGCAAUUCCCUUCAGAUUGCCAACGACCAGGCCCAAGCCAAAGAAGAUUUGAUGGCCAAGCAGAAGCAGGAGAGCACUUUGGAGAUUGAGGCACUGGGAGAGCACAGUGCGGCUCUUCAGGAGGAGGUUAAUCGGCUGAAGGAGGAGAUCCAAACUAAAGAGGACAAGGUAAAUUUGCUAAAGGCUGAGAGCUGCAAAGAGUCAGAAGUGCUGCAGGAGGAGAUCCAAACUUUAAACGACAAAGUACAAACUUUGAAUGAAUCCCUGAAGACUGCAGUAGAACAGGUUCAGGCUAAAGAAACCCUGCUGACUCAAAAGGAGCUGGAGAUUUCUCAGGAAAAAGAGAAAUUUCAAAACAUGACAACAAACUCUGAAAAAGAGAUUCGAGGCCUUAAGGAGCAGAUCCAGACUAAAGAGGAUCAGAUGGAUGUGCUGAAAAGGCAAAGUUCAGAGCAGUCAGAACUACUUCAUCUAGAGCUACAAGAUUUGAAGAAACAGGUUGAGUCUCUCAGUUCCUCGCUGAAUAAUGCAGAGGAGAAGCUACAAUCCAAGGAAAAUCUGUUUGCUGAACUGCAACUACAGAGCACUCAGGAUAUGGAGGGUCUCCAGACGCAGAUGUUGGCAUCUCAAGAUGAGGUGAAGAGGCUCCAUGCAGAGAUUCAUGCUAAGGAAGAGCAAUUAAUUCUGCUCAAGACUGAGGCCUCUGCACACUCUGAAUUGCUACAGCAAGAGAUUGAAAGUCUUAAUAAACAAAUAAAUACUAUGAGCAAUUCCCUUCAGAUUGCCAACGACCAGGCCCAAGCCAAAGAAGAUUUGUUGGCCAAGCAGAAGCAGGAGAGCACUUUGGAGAUUGAGGCACUGGGAGAGCACAGUGUGGCUCUUCAGGAGGAGGUUAAUCGGCUGAAGGAGGAAAUCCAGACAAAAGAGGGUGAGAUGAACCUGUUGAAGGCUGAGAGCUGCAAAGAGUCAGAAGUGCUGCAGGAGGAGAUCCAAACUUUAAACGACCAAGUACAAACUUUGAAUGAAUCCCUGAAGACUGCAGUAGAACAGGUUCAGGCUAAAGAAAACCUGCUGACUCAAAAGGAGCUGGAGAUUUCUCAGGAAAAAGAGAAAUUUCAAAACAUGACGACAAACUCUGAAGAGGAAAUACAGGGGCUUAAGGAGCAGAUCCAGACUAAAGAGGAACAGCUGAUCAUACUAGAAAAGGACGGCUGCAUGCAUUCUGACAUGCUACAGCAAGAGAUUGAAUCUCUAAAAAAUCAACUCACUACUGCAGGUGACUCUCUCACAAAGGCUGAGGAGAGGAUUCAGACUCAGCUGGAUAUGCUCACAAAACAUGAACAGGACAGUUCUCAUCAGAGGGAGCUUCUACAGCAGCAACUGUCUGCUUCUCAGGAAGAGGUGAGGAAGAUGAAAGAGGAGGUCAGAGCUAAAGAGGAACAGAUGGUACUGCUGACGACUGACAACUCAGAACAGUCGGAUUUUCUUAAUCAGGAGAUCCAAAGUUUGAAGACGCAGGUGGAGAGUCUUGGCUCCUCAUUGAGGAAGGCUGAGGAUGAUAUACAAUCCAAGCAAGGUCUGUUGGCUCAACAGGAACAAGAAAAUAAUCAACAGAGGGAAACUCUCCAAAACCUACAGGAGAAAGUCAAACAAGUACAGAUUCUGCAUAAAGAGAUUUCUUCAUGCGAAGAAGAGAAUCAAAAGCUUAAACAAUCUCAGACUGAGAAAGAAAGCCUCCUUCUCAAGGCUGAGGAUAAGCUGCAGACACUCCAGACAGAACUGACUGCAGUAAACACACUUAUAACUGAUAAAGACCGAACUUUGGAUACUCUUAGAGAGGAGGUAGCUGCUCAAGCUUACUUUGUUCAACAAGCCAAAGAGGAAGCUGAAGUCAAUGAGAAGAUGCUGGCUGAGAUGAAGGAAGAGCACUCCAACCAAACAGAUGUGCUUCAACAAGAGAUCCAGGAUCUGAAAAGUGAAUUGGAAACCACAUCUCUGAAUCUUCUGACCAAAGAGAAGAUGUUAAUUGAAACUCAGAGGGAGUCUGCUGAACAGAUAGACCUCCUCCAGCGGCAGCUUGCCUCAGUAAAUACAGAGCUGAACCAACACAAAGAGACAAAAGCUGCAGAGCUCAAACUGAAAGAGGCUGCAGAUGUUGCCACUUUUAGGGAAAAGGAGUCUCUUUUUAAGGAGAAGGAAGUGCUCAUGGCCAGGAUACUCCAGGCAGAAAAGAAUCAGAAAGCUCUGGAAAAACAACUUGAAGGCAUGGUCCUUGAGAAGGAGAGACUUGCACAAGCCAAGCAGGCCAUAGAGAGAGAAAACAUUGCCUCUCAUAAACUGGAAUCUUUGCUACAGCAGGAUCUGGAAACAUUGAAAAUGGAGAAAGAGAUAUUCCUGAAAGAAAAAUCCAAAGAAACAGAGACUCUGAAGAGAGAUCUGCAGGAACAGCUCACGGCUAAAUCGGAGGCUGUAGAACACUACAAGGCACAGAUGGAGAAGGCGAUGAGUCAUUACAACGGCAAAAAGCAGCUUCUCCAGGAAAGCCAAGAGGAGGUGGCUGAGCUCAAGCUUUCCUUAGAGGUUAAAGAGCGUGAAGUAAACGCUACCACCAUGGAAAACAAACUUCUUCAAAUGGAUUUGGACAAGGCCCAAACCAGUGAGAAGGCUCUUUUGAACAAGGUGGCCAGUUUGGAGGCACAGCUGGCCUUUGCAGACCGAAACCUGCGGGUACAAAAUAAGAUUCGUGGUAAUGAAGGAAGUACAGAGUCAGGUUACUUGGAGGUUCGCAAUGCACACUCAAGUGUUCACACUACUGCAGAAGUGAAGAGAGCCGUGAGCUCCGACAGCCUGGACCAGAGUUCUCUGGAGGACUCUCUGAACACUGCAAGGAAACUUUCUGCACCUGAUGAGUCAAGCACACCACUUGUUCGCAGUUCAGAGCGCUUGGCAGCCAAACGCCGGGGCCUAAAGGCUGAGUCCCUGGAAACGCUAUACUUUACACCUAUAAACACCAGACAGAUCAACAGGACCAGCACAGAGCACAACAUGGAACUGGAUUCAGCUCGUAAAAAUCCAACUUCAUCUGUUAAACGACGCAGAACCACGCAGGUUAUUAAUAUCACCAUGACCAAGAAAACCCCGGGUGGUGGUGAACAUGAUGAGACUUUCUACAGUCUGGCCCCAGCUCACUCCCAGCCAAACCUGUCCAGCGCCCACUCUGCACGACCCGUGUCUAUGGAGCUCUUUGACACACCUGGAAGAGCGACCAGUGCCGCCAGUAACCAGCUCAUCGGCCUUCCGGGGUACCGAAGGAGCACAAUGCAUUCACAGACUGCUGGUACAUUCUGUGCAGGGGCAGAAAAUGAGCCCGAAGGUGCACCUGAAGAUUGGAUGAGGAUUGCGGAGCUCCAGUCCAGGAACAAGGCCUGCCUUCCUCAUCUGAAGAGCAGCUACCCUGUGGAGUCUGAGACCGGCCGUGGAGGUACAUUUGCUUUCACAGAUGAAGAGCUUCGCACCGGUGACCCAUCUGACACAAUCCGUCGGGCGUCCAUGUUCCCCGGCCAGUUGCAAGAAUCUCUUGCCUCCCAUCGUUAUUCUUUCAUGGUAGGACAAACAGGUGUUGCUGCGGGUACGCGUUCUCAUCGUCUGUCCUUGAUGCCAGGCCAGCUGCCAUCAAAAACCGUCAGCGCCUCUCAGCUGAGGAGCCCAAAAGGCACAAAGCGGACUUCAUCUACCUUGUCUGUUCAUAUGACUUCUCCUGAGAAAAAGGUGAAAGCCAGCUGUUUCCCUCGUCCACUCACCCCCAAAAAUAAGAACUUGCUCAGUGAACCUUUCAGCUCUCACCCUGCCCGCACUCCGGCUGAUCGGAGGCAGUCUAUGAUGUUCACUAUCGACAACACGCCUAAAAACAGCAACUACCUUAAGAAAGGCCUGAACAAACUACGGGGCUCCACUCGCAAAUCUCCAGGCAAAAGUUUAAAGAAGUCGCCUGGAGUGUCAUCUGCUCGCAAGGGCCAGGAAAACAUUCGUACAGGGAAUUCCCGCACAGGAGUGGUUCGAGCAGACAGAGCUGGCAGCUUGAAGUCUCCUGGACUGACGGCCAGUGCUCGCAAGAUGAUGAGCAGGAUGAAGGUGUGAGGACUGCCUCCCAAAUAUGUGUUAUGACGGUCUACAGAUCUAUUUGAUCAUCAUUUUUUUUCAUCUUUUCAUAAUUUCACUUUUAAGGUUUUCCUUC
Molecule: messenger RNA, 6978 nt
Organism: Plectropomus leopardus (leopard coralgrouper)
Lineage: Eukaryota; Metazoa; Chordata; Actinopteri; Perciformes; Serranidae
Gene: numa1
Product: nuclear mitotic apparatus protein 1
Biological process (GO): establishment of mitotic spindle orientation
Cellular component (GO): centrosome; spindle microtubule; spindle pole
Molecular function (GO): microtubule binding
Source: RefSeq, a predicted model, not a curated record